AUUGUGUUCUCUCCAGUGAGCGCGCAUCGCGUUCCCACCGUCAUCCGCAUGAACGAGCCUGCAUCCAUCGUUCGUGAUACUCGCCUCUUCUCUCUCCUGCUUGUGGCAAAACAUAAACAAGGACAACAGCACACGGGGACAAGAUGUCAGGAAUGAACCAGGUGGUUGCUACAUUCUGGACGUUUCUUCUGCUCGCUGCGUUCCUCUGUGAGCCCGCUCUGUCUAAGGGAGGUCGUGGAGGGUCCCGGGGCUCCUCCCGGGGCUCCCACUCCCGCAGCUCCACAGCGGGGAGUCACCGGGCAGGAGGCGGCUACGGUGGGAACCGCUCUCGCUUCAGACCGGGGGGGCGGACCUCUCCUGUGAGGGUGGCAAGUGCGGCAGCAGCAGGGGCUGCCGUGGCGUUGAGUGCAGACAAAUGGUACGCCUCUGCCUACCGCCGCAGCAACACCGACAUCUCAGAUGAUGACCUGGAUUUCUUCAACAGGACCAAUUACUUUUAUGCCCAAAUGUCAGGAUCCACUCAAAAUGGAUCUUCACUCUCUCAGCUGGUUUCUAUCAUUAUAGCAACGUUUUCCCCAAAAUAUGGGCUGUUACUGGACAGUAUACUGUAGAUGUUCACGUGUUUUUUUUAAAGAUAACUUUCUGAUUUGGUUUAGGACUGAGCCUCUGUUCUGGAUCUGACUAUAAUGUGCAGGACUGACUGGAACCUGCGCUGGGAAGUCCAGUGAGAGUCCCAAAACAAAGGAAAAAAACAUCAUUGUACUGUAUGUUUCUACACAUAUAUAGAGGAUACCAAUGUAUAGAGGAUACCAAUGGACAGAUGUACAUAACCAGGACGGUAUUAUUCAUUGUGACAUUUCACCAGUCAAACAGUGCACGUUGGUCAAAUGUAUUGAGUCUGUGAGUGAGAUUCAAUACAUCUUGAUCCCUGUAUCGAAUUAAAGAAAAGUUCUUCACUAGAUUACUGGUCACCAAUCUAAG
Platichthys flesus (European flounder) is the source of this 981-nucleotide messenger RNA. It is a transcript of the gene sprn, whose product is annotated as shadow of prion protein. NCBI's taxonomy places the organism in Eukaryota, Metazoa, Chordata, Actinopteri, Pleuronectiformes, Pleuronectidae. The transcript has 2 exons. Gene Ontology annotation, cellular component: membrane. The record is from RefSeq and is a predicted model, not a curated record. Bases 144 to 611 code for a protein of 155 amino acids.